CUGGAGCGCUACCUGCCAAGCUAAACCGAGGGAUUAUUAGCACACUGAUGACGUUGACGCCGGAGUAGCUUUCGUGUGGCGGAAGAUGGCUGACAGUGUAGCUCUGGUAGCCAAAAGAAGCGACUCUGGCUCUGUAUCGACUGUGAGCAUGGAGACCAUCUCCGGGCUGACGGAGCUGGAUGACCUGGAGCGGGUUUACCAGCAGCUCUGUACCGAGGAGACAGGAGUGGAAGCUGAGCUCGACAGGCUGGUGGGGCAGGAGGGGAGCAUUCACACAAAGAUGUUGGCAUUGCAGAGGAUGGGACCGAACCUACAGCUGAUUGGAGGAGAUGCCAGCCAGCUGUCAGGCAUGAUCACUUUCACCUGCAGUCUGGCUGAAAAUGUCAGCCAGAAAGUCAGACAGCUAGACCUGGCAAAAACCCGGCUUUAUAACGUCAUCCAGCGUGCUGACGACAUCCUCGACCUGAAGUUCUGCACCGACGGCGUUCAGACGGCGCUGCGUAACGAAGACUAUGAACAGGCGGCUGCUCACAUCCAUCGCUACCUUUCUCUGGACCAAUCAGUGAUCGAGUUGAGCCGUCAGGGAGAAGAAAGCAGCGCUGUGGACGCCAGUCUGGUGACUCUGCAGGAGGCGGAGCAGAAGCUGAAAGUGAUCGUGGCAGAGAAGCUCGACGAGGCCGUAGCAGCCGUCGACCUGGCUCAAGUGGAGAGGUUCUUCAAGAUCUUCCCUCUGCUGGGCCUCCACCAGCAGGGCCUGGCCCGGUUCGGCCAGUACCUGUGCAGUCAGCUUGCCUCCAAAGCCGAGGAGAACCUGCUGUUGGCGACAGGAGGCGAUCUGGGAGAGAAGAGAGCUCUGCUGAUAUUUGCAGACACUUUGACGCUGCUGCUGGAAGGCAUUGCUCGUGUCGUUGAGACUCAUCAGCCCAUAGUGGAGACGUAUUACGGUCCGGGCCACCUGUACACCCUCAUCACUCACCUGCAGCAGGAAUGCGACCGUCAGGCCCAGAAAAUUGUUGAUAAGUUCAUUCAGCAGAGAGGAUACCACAACAAGUUCCAGAUUGUCCAGACCAGCAUGAUGAAGAGCGUACCAGGGGAGAGAAUCGAGCCGAGGGAGCUGGACCCCGUACUGGCAGAAGUGACGCUGAUGAACGCCAGGGCGGAGCUGUACCUGCGCUUCCUGCGUCGCCGCAUAAUGGCCGACUUUGAGGUCGGAGACGCUCAGAGCAUCACACCAGAGCACCAGCAGAAUGUGGAGAAGCUAAUCAAGCACUGUUUGCUGAGCACCAUGAUGCAGGAGCUGAUUGGAUAUUACAUCCCAAUGGAGGAGUACUACAUGAGAGAGUCGGUCAACAAGGCUGUUACCAUGGAUACUUACGAGAAGGGUCAGCUGACCAGCAGCAUGGUGGACGACUGUUUCUACAUCGUUAAAAAGUGCAUCAGCAGAGCGUUGUCCAGCUCCAACAUCGACUGCCUCUGCGCCAUGAUCAACCACGCCAACUCUCUGCUGGAGUCAGACUUCAGAGAGGUGUUGUACAACAAGCUGCGGCAGGGCUUCCCGGCCACAACGCUUCAGGACAUCCAGCGGGGCGUCAGCAGCGCCGUCAGCCUGAUGCAGAGCAGCUUGCAGCAGGGAAAGUUUAACACGCUGGGCAUCGAGAGCACCGAAAACGCCAAAGCUGCCUUCCUGGUCACUCUGAAUAACGUGGAGGUUUGCAGUGAGAAUAUCACAACGCUAAAGAGGAACCUGGAGAACGACUGCUCCAAGCUGUUCACUCAGGGAGUCGGAUCUGGUGAAAAAGCAAAGAUCGAAAGCUGCUUGUCCGACCUCGUCAGCACUUCUGCAAAGUUCAAGGAUCUAUUGCAGGAGGGUCUGACGGAGUUGAACACGACAGCCGUAAAGCCUCAAGUCAAGCCCUGGAUCAGCAGCUUUCUGUCCAUCUCCCACAACAUAGAGGAGGAAGAGUUUAACGACUAUGAAGCCAACGACCCCUGGGUGCAGCAGCUCAUCAUUAACCUGGAGCAGCUCAUGGCCGAGUUCAAGACGGCCCUCAGUCCUGUCAUCUACGACACCCUGACCAGCCUGAUGACCAGCCUCAUCUCUGUUGAGCUGGAGAAGACCGUGCUCAAAUGCUCUUUUAGCAGGCUGGGAGGGCUGCAGUUCGACAAAGAGCUGCGGUCUCUGGUGGCGUACCUCACCACGGUCACCACCUGGACCAUCAGAGACAAGUUCGCUCGCCUCACGCAGAUGGCCACCAUCCUCAACCUGGAGCGGGUGACUGAGAUCCUGGACUACUGGGGUCCUAACUCAGGCCCACUGACAUGGCGGCUGACCCCCGCCGAGGUGCGUCAGGUUCUGGCUUUGCGGAUCGACUUCAGAAGCGAAGAUAUCAAGAGGCUGCGACUCUAGAUAACGAGUUAGUGGCCGUCUGCGACUGUGAAGCACAUGGAAAAAAAAGAAAAACUCUAAACAGAUGUGUGCGCGACACAAAACAAACACCCUGUUUGUUCCUCAGUGGUGUUUCCUUUUUAUUAUUUUUUUUGCAGUUUGCCCAGCUGAUCCCAGUCUGCUUCAGUUCCAGCUGAGCUUCCAGAGACGCGUUUUUUUCACAGCAGCGACGGCGAGCAGCCUGAUCUUUAGUUAACUGUAAAAAUGUGUAAUUAAAAUCAUAAAUGUGUGACUGUAUUACGGUGGAGUAUUUUUAACCUGUGGCAGGCCGAGAGAGAAACGGGGAUACACUUGGGAGCGUGGAGCGGAGCUGUGGGGCCGCUGGUGCAGCAGAGCAGUAAUGAACGUCCCGGCCAUUAAACUGACAGAAGCAGGUCAGACAGCUGAUCCAGCCCAGUCAUCCAAUAUAUGAAUAGCUCCUUUGCCGGUGAUGAUGGAACACUUUUAACCUAAUAAAUUGAGAGCUUGCUGCGCUGUGCUCCUGAUCCCUGCCACCCAGCACAUUUCACUGCCAUGCCAGAGCCGCUCCCAAUCUUUUUUUUUUUAUGCGUAUUUCUGACUCCAAACGGGCAGCUUUGUUCACGAGGCAGUGAAGCAUCAAAAGUGGUUCACUCUCUCAUAAUAUGCAGCCUAAUUUCCUGGUCCAGCCUUAAUUCUCUGUACAGAUUAAAGCGGAGGGAACAGCUUGUUACGUCGCGGCGCAAUCAAAACUCAAGACCGCCAAAGCAGAGAUAGUUAGGAAAAGUGUGGCUUUAAUGUAAACACAACAUUCGAUUGGCUCAGCACAAACAUUCCACAUGAGAGCAACCAAUAAACUACUGAAUAGGAUGGGGGUGCAGCACAGAAACAUUCACAGUAAAAAAAAAAAAAAAAAAAAAA
Molecule: messenger RNA, 3325 nt
Organism: Poecilia reticulata (guppy)
Lineage: Eukaryota; Metazoa; Chordata; Actinopteri; Cyprinodontiformes; Poeciliidae
Gene: cog4
Product: component of oligomeric golgi complex 4
Biological process (GO): Golgi organization; retrograde vesicle-mediated transport, Golgi to endoplasmic reticulum
Cellular component (GO): COG complex
Source: RefSeq, a predicted model, not a curated record